This is a messenger RNA of Peromyscus maniculatus bairdii (prairie deer mouse), 675 nucleotides long. NCBI's taxonomy places the organism in Eukaryota, Metazoa, Chordata, Mammalia, Rodentia, Cricetidae. The record is from RefSeq and is a predicted model, not a curated record.
GCAAAUGGUAUUUCUUCCUAUCAGCAGAACAUUUCUGUACAAUCUUUGGGAUGUUAAUGAUUUUUUUCCUGCACUAUAAAUUUUACCUCUCAGCAUUUGCUUUAAGCUGAAAAGGGGAUCAAUGCUGGAAUUCUCACAGCACCAAAGAAAAAGUUUUUUGGGAUGUCAGCCUACUUUUGGUUUGAGGGAAUACCUUUCUCUGCUAUAUUGUAUAAAAAAGAAAUUAUUGAAGAAAGCCUUGAUAAGUUUGUGAUCAGAGAUGAAGACUCGGUCAUAGUGAGUUAUCCUAAAUCAGGAACUAACUGGCUGAUUGAGACUAUCUGCUUAAUUCAGACCAAGGGAAAUCCCAAAUGGAUCCAAUCUGUGCCUAUCUGGGAUCGCUCGCCCUGGAUAGAGACUAAAAGGGGAUUUCCAAUAUUGAUCAAUAAGGAAGGACCACGCCUCAUGUCUUCCCACCUCCCUUUCCAUCUUUUCCCCAAGUCUUUCUUCAGAUCCAAGGCCAAGGUGAUCUAUGUCAUCAGAAAUCCCAGAGAUAUUCUUGUGUCUGGCUAUUUUUUCCUGCGUAACACAAACCUUAUUGAUAAUCCAGAGUCACUAGGAACUUACCUUGAAUGGUUCCUCAAAGGAAAUGGUGAGUGUCCGGCUAAAUAUAGGGGUUGAGGGAGGCUCAGUUAC